GUGGACUGGCUAGUUCCCGAAGAGAGCCCCAGCUCGGGAAGGGUUGGGGAUUACCCAUGGGGGAAGCCCCGAGUCCCCUGUUGCAAAGUUGGAAAACUCUGCUAGGGCGCGGAGGACCCGUGGCGUGGCACACUGCCGCUUGUCUUGGGUUUCCUCUGUUCAACCGAGGCGGCCCCAAGACUCCCACUCCCCAGCUCCUGGAACUCCCGUUUGGUUGCCUAAGGCAAGGGAGUUGGCCUAGCCCACAAGAGGGGAAGACUUAGAGAAUGCUAGGUUUUAGCGCUGGCACAGUAGGUCCCAGAGGGCAUCAAGUCCAGUCUCCCGAUUCUCCAGAGGAGGAAGCUGAUGCCCAGAACGUCUCGAGGCGCAUGCUAGCCCGUAUGGCAAUUAGGCUAUCCAGCCCUCCUCCAUAAUGAACGAGUGUCACUAUGAUAAACGUAUGGACUUUUUCUAUAACAGGAGCAAUACCCACACUGCAGAUGAAUGGACAGGAACCAAACUUGUGAUCGUUCUCUGCUUUGGGACAUUCUUUUGCCUAUUUAUCUUUGUUUCCAAUUCUCUGGUCAUCGCAGCUGUGGUCAAGAACAGAAAGUUUCAUUUCCCCUUCUACUACCUGCUGGCUAACCUCGCUGCUGCAGACUUCUUUGCAGGAAUCGCCUAUGUGUUCCUCAUGUUCAACACUGGGCCUGUCUCCAAAACAUUGACUGUCAACCGUUGGUUUCUGCGUCAGGGGCUCCUGGACACUAGCUUGACGGCCUCUCUAACAAACCUGCUGGUCAUUGCUGUGGAAAGGCACAUGUCCAUCAUGAGAAUGAGGGUCCAUAGCAAUUUGACCAAGAAGAGGGUGACCCUGUUAAUCUUGCUCAUCUGGGCAAUUGCAAUAUUCAUGGGGGCAGUCCCCACGCUUGGCUGGAACUGCCUAUGUGACAUCUCUACUUGCUCCUCUCUGGCACCCAUUUAUAGCAGGAGCUACCUUAUAUUUUGGACUGUUUCCAACCUUGUGGCCUUCUUAAUCAUGGUGGUGGUAUACCUGAGAAUCUAUAUGUAUGUGAAGAGGAAAACCAAUGUCUUGUCUCCCCACACAAGUGGGUCCAUCAGUCGCCGAAGGACACCGAUGAAGCUCAUGAAGACAGUCAUGACUGUCUUAGGAGCUUUUGUUGUAUGCUGGACCCCUGGGCUAGUAGUCUUGCUCCUGGAUGGCCUUAACUGUACUCACUGUGGCGUGCAGGAUGUCAAAAGGUGGUUCCUGCUGCUGGCCUUACUCAACUCCGUCAUGAACCCCAUCAUUUACUCCUACAAAGACGAAGAGAUGUAUAGCACCAUGAGACGGAUGAUCUGCUGCUGUGCUAAUGGCGAAAACCCAGAGAGGCGAACUUCCAGGAUCCCAUCCACUGUCCUGAGCAGAAGCAACGACACCUCGACGAGUCAGUAUAUAGAAGAUAGUCUUAGCCAAGGGACCAUCUCUAACAAAGGGCACUCCUGACUUUGGGACUCUUCUUGUUCCCCCCAAUCUCUCACUGUCUCUCUAACAUGGGAAUGAUGGUCACCACACGGAGAAAACCCCUUAGAAAAAUCCAUGUCUAGAGUGCUUAUUUGUCUUUAAUGGAGACCAAGUACAAUAUCAUUUGAAGUCUUAAUAAAUCAGUGCUAGAUUUUUUGAAAGCUAAGCUUUAAAAGCAUACAAAGUAUGCUAUCAAGAGAGGACACAAGCCGUUUGGAAAGGUCCCAAGAAGAGCAAACAAUACAGUGGAAUCAUGUCUAUUAUUGCAUCUUUUACCCUUUCAUGCAAUCUAAUCCCAUCAUACUUUUUUGUUUCCUGAGCUGUUGCAUUUUUAACUAGUUUUUUUUUAAAUGUCUUCUAAGGAUAGAAUCAAAAGAUUUUCGGCUGGGAAUUCUUCCUCUAGGGUCCAUGGACCUUAGAUUUCAGGAAGGGGGCAGGGCAUAAAUUUGGAUGGCAAAAAAGAAAAAAUGACAUCUUUAUUUCCAAAUUACUAGCUUUCUUUGUAUUUCACUUUGUAGGUUUAAACACAGGAUCCAGAGAAGGAGUCCAUCAGUGUUACCAGAUUGCCUAAAGGGGAUCAUAGCACUCACAAAAUUUAGAAUCAUGGUCUCAGACACUUCCCAGCUGUGUAACCUUGGGCAAGUCACUUAACCCCUAUUGCGUAGCCCUUACCACUCUUCUGCCUUGGAACCAAUAUACAGUAUUGAUUCUAGAACAGAAGGUAAGGAUUUUUUUAAAAAUGAAGAAUCCCUUCUUAAGACCAAAGGAAGAUUUUUGACCCAUUUUCUAUAUUUGCUUGCCCAAUCCUAUGUAAAUGUAUGUAGUUAACACUUCAAAAAAUGUUUCAGAACUGAAACAUAAUUCUACAAAUGAAAUUAGUACCAGCAGGUGAACUUUUAAUAGGAACCCUCCCUACAGUGAGAAUCAGUAUAGGUCCCCAGGUACAAAACUCUUUUCUUUUUUUAAUCAAAAUCUAAUGUAAGUUCUGGGUUCUGAUGGAUUGUUUAACUGAAACAGUAAAUCUUUUAAAAUAGAAGUUGCCUUCAGUUAGCAUGCACGUGUGUGUCUGCACAUAUAUAUGCAUGCAUUUAGAUUUCUUAAUCGAAACACUGGGAUGCAUUCCCAGGCCACCCAGUUUAGAAGACCCUGUACAUUCUGCAUCACGAUUCACCCUCGGUGGUCUAAGAAACAAGGGCUAUAACCAGCAGGACCCCCUACCCUUUCCCAACGAUGUGCCUUGAGGAAAGAAGAAUAAAGUAAUGCAGGAAAUCAGGCUGAAGCCAUUCCUUGCAGGGUCCCUUCUGAUUCAAGGCAUUGGGUCUGAUAUGCUCCCCCAAUUCAAGUUUCUGCUUCCAGAUGGUUGCCUGAGUCUCUCAGGAUGUUUCUCCACUCCUCCCAUUUUGCAGUAGACUGCAGACAAGCUUCAAGUGGUUGCUUUUACCUGUGGACUGAAUUCCGAUCAGGGAUAGAUUCUGAGUUUUUUCUCCUUGGAUGAGCCCAGGAUGUCCUGAAACAAAUCUGUUUAUUACAAAGUCUAGAGCAUCAAAAGCACCAUAGGCACCAUUUUUAUAGAUUUAUAAAGCAUUCUGAUUUUUUUUAAAAGUGUGAUGUCAAGUUAGUUUUCAUAGUAUUUAUGUGGUUUGAAUAAGAAGUUUACAUUUUUAUUUUGGUUGUUGUGAUAUAACAUAGAUGAGCAAAAACUUCUUGGAAUGAGAAGAUUUAAAAAGUGGUGUUCUUAAAUGAUCUAAUAAAGAUAGGAUGUUCAGAUCCCAAGGUGUAGAUCACCCAAUCCCACUGCCACCCCUCAACCAGAUACAGAGAGUUUGUGAAGUCCUCUAUAGACCCACCAUUCCCUCUUUCCCCUAGACUCCCCCCCCCCCCCCCCAAUAAAAUAUGACUUCUUCAAAGUCAGGUUCAAUUCUCUUUUGUUAAAGGUCAUUGUUGUUGUUUUUUUCUGACUGAUUUUGAAAUGAAAAUGUAUCAGUGUUAAUGACAGCACGUUUCUAUUGCAUAAGAAAAAUCCAACCUUACCACGAAGUGCAAUCCUGGGAUGUUUUAUGUUGGCAUUUCAGAGCUGCAGCUGGCCAGAGGGUGGAGAAUGGAAAUUGAAUUCCAGUCCCUGAAUAGCCACUAAGGGAUCUUUAAAUGUUUUAUUUCAAGGAAACAACCAUUUUUCCCCCCUCCAGCAGCAGCCAUGUCAUAUUUAGGCUGGUGUCUGGAGAGGAUUCAAAGCAUGGUGGCUUGAACUGGAAUGAUCUUGUUUGCAUUUCUGAGUUUGAGUGUGUGUGUGUGUGUGUGCACGUAUGCGUGUGGUGUGUCCGCCCGUUUGUGUUUCAGCAGGGAGACAAAAAUUUGAAGAUCAUUUGCUAAGAAGGGUUCAAGUUCUAGGUUGGAUGCUUAAUCCCUGUGUGAUCUUGGGCAGGUCACUAUCACCCUAGGUCUCAGUUUCUUCAUCUAUAAAAUGAAGGGGUUGAUCUAGGUCCUUCUCAUCUCUAAAUCUAAUUCUCUGAUCCUCGGUCAUAAAAAUUUGAGAAUUGAGAAAUAUUAGGAUCAUGGGUGCCUAGAUUUAGAGCUGAAAGGAUCUCAGAGGUUAUCUAGUCUAAUUUCCCCCAUUUUUAUAGAGGAGGAAAUUGAGGUGCAGAGAGGUCACACAGGGAUUAAGUAUCAGGAACAGGAUUUGAAUCCAGGUCCUCCGACUUCAAAUUCAUCCAACAUUCUUUCCAUGGAAACAUCUUAUGAAUCACUAGAAACGUUCAAGAAAUAAACCAAUAAGCAUUUCUCUACAAGUAGUUACAACAAUCAAGGAAGGAUUUUUUUUUCCCUUCAGCUUCCAGGAUUCUUGAAUGACCUUUAAAUUUUCAAGAUGAUGUUAAUAUUCAAAGUAGGGUAGAAAUACUGGUUCCUCCAAAGUAGUUUGUAAUUCAAAACACCUAGUAUUCCUCAUCCAAGACCAAGGAUUGUUCUUCUUCUGUUUAGAAUCUCAAGAACUGUAUCAGAGAAUUCCUUUAAACGUCUACUGAUAAGUAGAAUCUGGUCCAUAGUAUAGACUGUCUAAUUAAAAAUAAAGACUUAAAACAAUUA
Molecule: messenger RNA, 4582 nt
Organism: Monodelphis domestica (gray short-tailed opossum)
Lineage: Eukaryota; Metazoa; Chordata; Mammalia; Didelphimorphia; Didelphidae
Gene: LPAR3
Product: lysophosphatidic acid receptor 3
Biological process (GO): G protein-coupled receptor signaling pathway
Cellular component (GO): membrane
Molecular function (GO): lysophosphatidic acid receptor activity
Source: RefSeq, a predicted model, not a curated record